Molecule: messenger RNA, 3675 nt
Organism: Polypterus senegalus (gray bichir)
Lineage: Eukaryota; Metazoa; Chordata; Cladistia; Polypteriformes; Polypteridae
Gene: caprin2
Product: caprin family member 2
Exons: 21
Coding region: 153-3110 (985 amino acids)
Biological process (GO): positive regulation of canonical Wnt signaling pathway
Cellular component (GO): cytoplasm
Molecular function (GO): signaling receptor binding
Source: RefSeq, a predicted model, not a curated record
AAAUGUAGGGGCGGUCGGCCCCGGCUAGUCACCAACAUCUCCUGCGUUUGGGCUGAAUUGAGGGUUGCGGUCUUUGUGGUUUUAAAGUGUGCGGCUGAUUCCCCUCCCCUUCCCUUUAUACCUGCGGCUCAGAGUGGAGCGAGGAGAUUACCAUGGUGCAGCUCUCCCCUUCCCCUGUCCUUUGUCUCCCUACUCCGGAUAAGACGGAUGAGAAAAUGAGGGUGGAGGAAAAGCAGCAGGUUCAGCAGCAGCAGCAAGAGGAAAGCCCAAAGCUAGAGCAGCAGAUAGGCCUGAGCUCCUUGCAGCUGGCACUCUCUACUGCAACUACAACCUACCAGGGCUAUGACACUUACAUCGAGGAUGGUCUCAUCUGCCUCAAGCACAAGAUUCGCAACAUUGAGAAAAAGAAGCUGAAGCUGGAAGAUUACACAAAACGGCUCAAUGAAGGAGAAACCCUAAACACGGACCAGAUGGAGGCAGUUCAGAAGUAUGAUGAAGUUCUUCACAAUCUUAAAUUUGCUAAAGAACUGCAUAAAACCUUUAAUGCACUCAGUCAGGAUCUUUUAAAAGCUCAGAAGAAGGCAGUACGACGUGAGCAAGUCAUGAAGACUGAAGCAGAGAAAAAGCGUUUGCGCACUAUCUUUCAGGUGCAAUUUGUUCUUCAGAGCCUGGAACAGGAACAUGUGAAGAAAGACUUUCGAAGUGGUCUUAAUGGGGCUUUCUUUCUCUCGGCUAAAGAACUUGACUUUUUGAUCAGGUUCUCAAAGAUGGCUUCUUUAGAGAGAAAUGAGUGCAUGAGCUUGGAGGACCAGAUGGACCAGGCAGCAAUCUGCUUUUGGGAGUUGCUUGAAGGAAAUGAGAAAGCUGUGGCUGGUACCACAUGUGAGGUUUUUUUUUUUUUCUGUCAAAACCUGUGGAGAAACACAUUCCAAAUCCAAGAUAAGCAUUUGAAAGACCAGUUGGCACGCUUGUUAGACUGUGGGUACUUUGAUCACAUCCCGGCCCCUCACAAUGAGAUGCCAGAGGAAGAGGAAAAAAAGGGGACCAAAAAUACUGUGAAGCUUGAUUUAUCAACCAAGAUAACAAAUGAAACAACUAAACAACUGAGUGUGUCUGAGCCAUCUGUACCAACUCCACAAAAGAAUGACCAUCCUAUUAGAGAGUUUAUUAAUAGACACUACAAGCCAGAAACAGAGUAUAAAGUUCAAGAGCAGUCAGAAAAAUCUUGGAAGACAGAGUUGUCAACCGUGAAUCAAGAACCUCCCGAUUCAUGGGAGAUGCAGCUUCUUGAUGACGAGUCUCCACCACCACAGCCUACACCCCCUAAACAAUGGAGAGCUGCUGCCACACUUGUGCCAAAGGAUGCAAUGGAACUGAAGGGAUGCAUUUCAGAACCAAAGCCGAAACGUGGACGGAAGCCUAAAGCUGAACAAGAAGUUAAAAUUCAGCCACAAAAGAGAGCCAGUUCUCCUAUUGCAGUAUUCAACUCUCCUUCUUCCAUUCCAAAAGAUCCCCUUUUGAGAAAAGAGAAACUGCAAGAUUUGAUGGCAGAGAUUCAAGGAUCAUUCAGUUUUAUGCAGGACUCUGAUUUGGACAGUGAGAGUUCACCAAAUACUAAGCCUUUAAGUCAGUCUUCUGUGCUUGCUGCCUCCACCCCCAGAGCGCCAAGGGAACUGAAGCUCCUCCCACCAGCUAUUAAGACUUCUCCAUCUACAAUCCAUACUUCUGGGACUCCCAAAACUAACAUGAUAAAUGGAGAAAGGGCUUUGAGUGACUUUGAAAUGGACCUUGCCACAGAAGAAGCUGCAGAGGAAUCUCUGCCAUUGGAGACUGAGCCCUAUGUUUCCUCCUCUCCUGUGUAUCAGAAUGAGUCCAAUGCAGAUAGUGCCCUGGAGUCCCCUCAGGUUGCGUCAUGUUCAUUGCCACCUACUGUAUCUCAAGGGCAAGUUUUUUCAUCUCCUCCCACCAGUAACCAUACCAUAAGCAUAACUACCUCUCCUUUCAAAGCUAUGCAGACUGUCUUUAAAGUUGAUGCUCCUUUACCUCCAAGAGAGUCUGAACUGAAAUCGGAUACUGUUUCAUACCAAGAAUCUUGCAGUCAGACAUACUCCACAGCUAGCACUCAGACACCCCCUCAGUGCUCCAUACUUGAUCAAACCACCCCUGUACUUGAAAGCGUUACUCCAGUAACGUCUUAUCAAUCAGACUCUCCUGUGAGCAAUGGUUGCCAUGGGUAUCUGUCACCUGGUCAAACUAAUACUUUCCCUCGUUCCAACCAAGCCUUCUACAAUGGCCGUGGCGCAGUCAGAGGAACAGUACGUGGAGGAAGAGGCCUGACAACAAACUCUUAUCGUUCACCUAGUGCAUAUAAAGCUCCCUUUGAAGGUUAUAGAGGUGGAGUGCAGUCACCCAGUGGAAACUACAUUCAGCCAUAUCCUGGAAGAGAAUAUACAACAAUGCUGUAUGGGUCAAGGGAAACAAGCUUUCAGCAAAACUAUAAACGUGGAAGCGCAACUAUUGGGCAAAGAACCAACUCUAGAGCAGGGUGGAGUGAUUCUUCACAGGUGAGCAGUCCAGAAAGGGACAAUGAGACCUUCAACAGCAUUGACUCUGGCCAGGGGGAUUCACGUUGCCUCACUCCAGUUGAUAUGCCUGUGACAAGCCAAGCAGCUGCCCUCCUUCCAGUGCAUGUCUACCCACUCCCCCAACAGAUGCGUGUUGCUUUCUCUGCUGCCCGCACAUCAAACUUUGCUCCUGGCACAUUAGACCAGCCUAUAGUUUUUGAUCUCCUUCUCAACAACCUUGGAGAGACUUUUGAUAUGCAAAUGGGAAGGUUCUCCUGUCCUGUUAGUGGAACCUAUGUAUUUAUCUUCCACAUGCUGAAGCUGGCAGUCAAUGUGCCACUUUAUGUGAAUCUCAUGAAGAAUGAAGAGGUCCUGGUAUCGGCAUAUGCCAAUGAUGGUGCUCCUGAUCAUGAAACUGCCAGCAACCAUGCUGUGCUUCAGCUGUUUCAAGGAGACCAAAUCUGGCUCCGUUUGCACAGAGGUGCUAUUUAUGGGAGCAGCUGGAAAUAUUCCACUUUUUCUGGGUACCUUUUGUACCAGGAUUGAAAUUUUCUGUAGCGAGCACCAAGGAAUAAAAUGUGGCUUCAAUGCUUUACAUGUCAAGUGUAGAAGGAUGGAUUUCCUCCCUCUCCUAACACAGAUGGUAAAUGUUGGGCUUUGGCAUUUAAUCCUAGUCAUUGGCUACCACAUGUGGGGGUUUCAAAGUAAAUGGCCUCAUCUUUGAAAAAUGGAAUGGCUUUCUUCUUUAGAAUCUAAGAUGGUACCAAAUUAAUCAAGAGGAUGAUCUUCAGGGAUGAUUGCAAGUAAACUGACCUUUAUGCUACAGUAUGUGCCAAAAGUCUUUACCAAAAUUCCAGGUUAAUACAAUGGACUUGAUCUGGGAGACAGCUCUCUGUUACAGAAGAACCAUUUUUCACCUCUUAUAAAACAUGAUCAAGAGACUAAACAUGUGGGUUUAAUAUAAGCUAUACUUAAAGCACUUUCAAAUGUUUUAAUGCUGCCUUGCUUGGAGGGGGGGUGUUCUUGAAAUGUCAAGCUGGGGAAACUUGAUAUGCUCACUUUUGGGCUAUAUACCUCAUUGUGCCUACACAAAUAAACAAUGUGCAAUUAA